Pteropus alecto (black flying fox) is the source of this 6106-nucleotide messenger RNA. It is a transcript of the gene CREB3L2, whose product is annotated as cAMP responsive element binding protein 3 like 2. Gene Ontology annotation, molecular function: cAMP response element binding; DNA-binding transcription factor activity, RNA polymerase II-specific. The record is from RefSeq and is a predicted model, not a curated record. The transcript has 12 exons. Bases 436 to 1998 code for a protein of 520 amino acids. Lineage: Eukaryota; Metazoa; Chordata; Mammalia; Chiroptera; Pteropodidae. Gene Ontology annotation, biological process: regulation of transcription by RNA polymerase II.
UGGGUCCUGGAGUCGAGCUGGGGAGCUCUGGGGAAUCUCAAAGUUUGUGUCUGGAGCAGUUGUGGAAAGUGGGCUUACUGAGAAAGAAUUUUCUUGGGAUUAGAGCUGAUCUACCUUCAUUUUGGAUGCACACCGUGCUUUAACCCCUUUAAGCCUUCUCUGCCCGAUCCCUGGACGGCCUGUCUCUCCGGGGAUUUUCAGAUCUCCGAGGAUACCGGACGGGAGCUUUUGGCAGUUCUCUCUCAGGCCAGGGAGCGAACAUUUUCCUAAGUGCAUAAACUACGCACACGCACACGCACACGCACACACACAUACACACACACACACACACACACACACACACAUACUCGCGGAGCCGGAUCUCGCGCUCGGAGGCGGCUCUGCCCGCUCGCCUCCUGCCCUCAACAUCCUCGGCCCAGCGCGCCUCGGACCACCAUGGAGGUGCUGGAGAGCGGGGAGCAGAGCGUCCUGCAGUGGGACCGCAAGCUGAGCGAGCUGUCAGAGCCCGGAGAAAGCGAGGCUCUCAUGUAUCACACGCACUUCUCGGAACUUCUGGAUGAGUUUUCCCAGAAUGUCUUGGGUCAGCUCUUGAACGAUCCCUUCCUCUCAGAGAAGAGCGUGUCGAUGGAGGUGGAGCCAUCGCCAACAUCCCCAGCGCCUCUCAUCCAGGCGGAACACAGCUACUCCCUGUGCGAGGAGCCUCGGGUCCAGUCACCAUUCACCCACGUUACCAGCAGUGACAGCUUCAAUGAUGAUGAUGUGGAAAGUGAGAAAUGGUACCUGUGUACAGACUUUCCUUCAGCAACCAUCAAGACUGAGCCGAUCACGGAUGAGCCACCCCCGGGACUUGUUCCCUCUGUUACUUUGACCAUCACAGCCAUCUCCACCCCUUUAGAGAAGGUGGAACCUCCUCUGGAAAUGAGUACUGGGGUCGAUUCUUCGUGCCAGACCAUUAUUCCUCAGAUCAAGCUGGAGCCUCACGAAGUGGAUCAGUUCCUCAACUUCUCUCCCAAGGAAGCCUCCGUGGACCACCUGCACCUACCGCCCACCCCUCCCAGCAGCCACAGCAGUGACUCGGAGGGCAGCCUGAGCCCCAGCCCGCGCCUGCACCCCUUCGGCCCGGCCCAGACGCACAGUCCAGCCCGAGCCGUGGUGCGGGCCCCCUCCACACUUUCCAGUUCUCCCCUGCUCACAGCACCUCACAAACUGCAGGGGUCAGGCCCCCUGGUCCUGACAGAGGAGGAGAAGCGGACCCUGAUCGCCGAGGGCUACCCCAUCCCCACCAAGCUGCCUCUGACCAAAUCGGAGGAGAAGGCCCUGAAGAAAAUCCGGAGGAAAAUCAAGAAUAAGAUUUCUGCCCAGGAAAGUAGGAGAAAGAAGAAAGAAUACAUGGACAGCUUAGAGAAAAAGGUGGAGUCUUGUUCAACCGAGAACUUGGAGCUUCGGAAGAAGGUUGAGGUUCUGGAGAAUACCAACAGAACUCUCCUCCAGCAACUGCAGAAGCUUCAGACUUUGGUGAUGGGCAAGGUUUCUCGCACCUGCAAGUUGGCCGGCACGCAGACCGGCACCUGCCUCAUGGUCGUGGUGUUAUGCUUUGCCGUGGCCUUUGGCAGCUUCUUUCAGGGCUAUGGGCCCUAUCCUUCUGCCACCAAGAUGGCUCUGCCCAGCCAGCAUUCCAUGCCAGAGCCGUACACAGCCUCCAUCGUGAGGUCCAGGAACCUGCUCAUCUAUGAGGAGCACUCUCCGCUGGAGGAGCCGUCCAGCCCGGCCUCGGCCGGGGAGCUCGGGCGCUGGGACAGAGGCUCCGCCCUGCUCAGGGCGUCGGGGCUGGAGCCCAGGCCAGACAUGGAUCUCCCCCAUUUCAUUCUCGCGAAUGAGACCAGCCUGGAGAAGUCAGUGCUGUUGGAGCUGCAGCAGCACUUGGUCGGCACCAAACUGGAGGGGAACGAAACACUAAAAGUCGUAGAGCUCGACAGAAGAGUGAACGCCACCUUCUAAAGAGGGGGUCCCCCCGCCCAUCUUCACUCUACUUUUGUGUCCCCGAACCACCUUUGCCAUAAGCGUUUCCCUUUUGCCACUGAUCCGGAUGAAGACAGGGAGGAGCAGUCGUGGUUUGGGAUGGGAGGACAGCUUGGGAUUCCGCCUUCCCCUCCGGGCCCGUGUCCCUCCCUGCAGAAGGGAGCUUGGCGUCUCUCCCUCCCCUUCACUUACUGCAAUAGGAAGUUAUUUUAGGGUCAGGUGGGACAAGCAGGCUCGUUCCUACCGAUAGUGCCAAAAAGAUGCUGCCUGAUUGUCACCUGGGGGUGUCACCACCUCUUUGAAGAACAGAUGACUCUUCGUUCGUUUGAGACCCCAGACUCUUCACAACGAAACACCAGGACGCCCAUUGGGAUCGGCGAAGCGCUGACUGAUGGACGUUCUGCCUUCCUCAGCCUGCGUCUCCAGUGUGUCCUCCGCCGUCAGCCCUGGAAGCGCCAGGGCGUCCAGUGAGUGCCCCCUGCCACUCUGCUCUGCCCGAGCCCUCAAGCCCUCGCCGACCGUCCUCCGGCGCCGGAGCCAGGGCCCCCCACUUCGUAUUCUCAGGCCGCAAGUGCAAUGCCUGAACAAGUCAGGCUUUUCCACUCCAGGCGAACCUACCCUGUCUUGUUGCUUGUAGGACUUCUCCAUAACGUGUGUCCCCACACGCCCAUAGUUCCGCCUCCCCGGCUUCUCCUCCCCGUUUGUAAAUAGUAUUUAUUAGCUCGCUGAGGCUUCCCGCUAGCGACCACGCCGAAGAGAUCCGACGCCUCCCUCCAGGCUCCCGACGUCUGCCGCUGGCCUUUGGUUGCUGGGAGGGCGGCUGGGCUCUGGGAUGGCCCGUCCUCCAGACCAGCUGUCAUUUCCUUUUCCUCUCCUUUGUGUCUGGAGGCCCCAUCAGCAUGUGUCCUCCUGUAGAAAGAACUCGGAGGGAAAGCUGGAGCGAUGAUGCCCUGCUCAGGCCUGCGUCCCCGUGGCCAGAUGCUUCUUCUGCCCUGUGCCCGUGACAGAGAAGGGAGCCCUGUCCUGACAACAGGCCUUGCUAGCUCCUCUGGCCGCACCUGCUCCCGGCCCCUCUUCCCUAACCCCCACCCUGCUUUACCCUCCUGCCUCCACACGGGGGUGACCCGAGGUCUGCUCCUGGGGUUGGAGUAGGUGACUUUUGUAGAUCCACAGUCUUAUCUUUUAUGGUCAGGUUUGGCUACUUUGCAGCUCACCCAAAGAUACAUAACCAAACCCCCCCAACCUACUUUUUAUUUUCAAGUGAUUAAAGUAACUUUUUGUAGUUUAAACAAAAAAAAAAAUCUUUCCUCUUUCAUACAGAUAAGAAAUGGAAACUGCCUUUUUAUUGUAUACUGUAGGAGAUUUCCCUCAAGUGUUUUUUCCCUAGCUUGUAAAAGAUUUUGUAUAGGAAAUUUGCUUAUAUUUUGUAUUUUAUUUUUAGUAGUAGUUGAAAGGCCUUUAGCUUUAACUCCUCUCUCUCUCUCUCUGUCUCUCUCUCUCUCUCUCACCUGUACAUUGCCAUUGGAACCUAUGCUUAAGAGGGAUUAAGCCCACACCUGGGCCUUUGAUUCCACAUCAGGUACAGGAUCCGGUGUCAUUAACAUUUGCCAUCACACCUCAUGAACAGAUCUCUGUUUUGUCUGUCCAGGUUCACCCAGGGCUCAUUGUCAGGGAUUCUUCUCUUUCCCGACUGUGGUGGAGAGAGUUCCAGACGGGGAGAUGGCCAAGUCCAUCUUUUCAGCAGCGUGUGAAAGCCGGAUCAGGACUGCAGUGGUCCUGGUGACCCCGACAGUCCCCCGCACAGUUCUCACUGUCCCUUACAUUGGCCCGGGAGAGCUGAGACCAUCCGUGCGGUGCGGGAACGGGAUUGCUGCCUACCCGCCCUGCUCUGCUCCUGCUUCUCUCUUCCUUUUGUCCUUCUCGUUUGCUUCAGACCCUCCUGGGCCCGGCUGGUGUCUGUGACCACGAGCCACUGCUGACCCAUCCCUCUCGUAAAGAUGGCAUGUGAUUAUCAGGCACAGGCAGACUAUGAGGGCCUAAGAAGGUGAAACGAUGGCAUUAGCUCAAGGAGUAUUUGGAUGACGCGGAAGGAAAGGUUCCACGUGUAAGGGCAGAGUGUGAGGAUGGGUCAGCCUACCUCCCGGCCCCACGCCAGAACCAGGGCGGGAUAUUAAGGCUCCUAGAUUAGCCAGAGUGGAAAACCUGCUCUUCUGAAUGAGGACAGAGAAGGAUGAGGGCAGCAGACUGAUAGCCCCCGUUCUUAGUGCCUUGAUGAUUUUUUUCUCCCCGAGCUGCCUUUGCUUGAUUGACAUCUCUCUCUUCAGACAGCAAGGUGUUCUCCCUGGGAAAUGUGGGUUCCAAAUAAUUAACGGAUGUGUGCACGUUUUCUGCCCAGGGUAAGCCUAGGGUAUCAGUGGACGGGUUCUCUUCCCACCCAUCCCCCUACCCCCACCCUGACCCUGACCGAUCCCACCGACUAGUCGAUAAUACCUGGUUGGCCCAGACGAUUUCAUAGUGGCUGGCGUUGGCUUCGAAUUUCAGUUUUGAAAACUGUGAAACCGUUAGCGCAACCAUAAACCACAGAGCAUAAAUAGGUUCAUUAUAAAUAUGUCAAUUAUAUUUUUCAUCAUGCAAACGGGUUUCCCUUUUCCUUUCCUUUGUUCGAUUGCCCAAGCGAAGACGUCAUACAGAUUCGGAGAACGUGUGCGUCUUUACUGGAUGAGACCUGAGGAACCCAGGCCCCUCAGCGCGGUUCUUUUCACGGCUCUCGACUUUGCACUUAGAAAUAGAUACUGAAAACGAAAGCCUCGGUGCCGGUUUUAGGAAAGAAUUCCUGUGAAGUGCAAUGACUCGGGAGCCUCGCUCACAUAAAGGGUGUGUUAUAUAAAACUCCGACAGCUGCACUGGGGUGCUCCGUGAGGGCGAGGGGUGGGGGCGAGGUUGGACACCAGUAUAGGCAGAAUGAGAUAACCUUCUCGAUUACAUAAGUGAUUUUGAUUUGGAGACCUCAUUUGAGGAUUGUCAAAGCAGCUUUCAGCUCAACUUACUCCAAGCAAAACCACAGCAGAAUCCGAGGCCUCUGGGGGCCGGCCCCUCUGAGGGCACACACCUGUCGUGUGAGGUGUGUGCUCGAGCACAGGGCACAAACGGAGACGGCCCGCUGAGAUGUUCUAUCUGUGCCGGCCUCACUGACACGGAGAGACUGGAGAGGGAGGGAAAGGCGUUCGGCCUCCCCCUCGCCCGCCACGAGGCACUGCUUUGGUUCUGUCGACUCCUGCCUUUGAGAAACCUUUAUUAAAGACACCAGCAGGCCUGCUUGCAGUGCGGCAGGAUCUGUGAAACUUAGCAGCGAGGGCACAGUGAGUCAUUUUAUUUGAAGGCUUUUUUGCUGAGACAAUUAGGGAGGCGAUAGGAUAAACCGCCCUGGGGGGCGGGGGGUGGGGUGGGCAGUUAGAGGAGAGAGCAGGAGGCUGUGAAGUGGGGACUGUGAAGGAGCCCGAGACGGAUUCCAGAUUUUCCAUUUAUUCAUUCAGUCAGUCUCUGUCCGUCAGUCCUGAGGAAGAGUGUUGCGUGAGGCCCUGGGGAAUAAGGGUACUGAGGAAAUAGCAUUAAUCAAUAGCUCUUCAAAAGGCAUGUGAAAGGUCGGUCUCUCUCGCACACACACACACACGCACACACCUCUUGUCUUAGACACAUCCGUUUGUGCCUUACCUGUGCCUUAGAUAUGAAUCCAGGAUGACAGAGGACUCUCUUAUCUCUGGGAGAUUUUAUACAUAGCCUUGUAGUAUUAGAUCGAAGUGAGUGUGGGAGAAAUAACCUUUUCUAAAGGCUCAAAAGUGAUUUUCUAAAGUGAGCAAGGGUCGGAUUUGUGCAUUAAGGGAAAAGAAACAGGGUUAUGUCCACUAGAAAAAUCCCAUUUUGAAGAGGUGCAAUCGCAUCAAAAAACGGCCAGCCGGGAUUAAAGUAUCAUAAAACCUCCAGCAGGCUUUCUGGGUGCACAGGGGCCCGGCCUUUUUGGCGAUUCGUGGUCAGCACCUACCACGGGAGAUCAAGGGCUGUUUGGCUUUUGUCAUUUUGGGUGACAUAA